GGGACAAGGAGAGGACAGAGUGAACGACAGGGAAGAGAAGCUAAUUAAGAAAGGGUACUCCGAGGGAAGCGAGCUAGGGCAGUGGUCCGCUAAGAACCAACCGGCGGCGGCAAACCUUCCCUAGGCGCCAGGCGGUCCCCAACCUGGGCUGGAAAGUUGCCCUGCACAGGCAGCUGUUGCACCUCAUGUAAAAGGUCAAAGAUACAAAAAAAAAAAAAAUGAAGAUUUUUCAGCACAAGAUGCGGUACAGGCUGAUUCUGGCUUUUUUGGCGGUUGCUUAUUUCUGCACCAUCGUCCGGGGUCAAGUGGCUCCACCCACAAGGUUAAGAUACAAUGUAAUAUCCCAUGACAGUAUACAGAUUUCAUGGAAAGCUCCAAGAGGGAAAUUUGGUGGCUACAAACUGCUUGUGGCUCCAGCUUCAGGGGGGAAAACCAAUCAGCUGAACCUGCAGAACUCCGCGACAAAAGCCAUCAUUCAAGGCCUUCUGCCGGAGCAGAAUUACACAGUUCAACUUAUUGCCUACAAUAAAGACAAAGAGAGCAAGCCGGCUCAAGGCCAGUUCAGAAUUAAAGAUUUAGAGAAAAGAAAGGAUCCAACAAAGCCCAGAGUGAAGGCUGUGGACAAAGGAAAUGGAAGUAAACCAACUUCACCAGAAGAAAUAAAAUUCUUCUGUGAGACUCCAGCCAUUGCUGACAUUGUCAUCCUGGUGGAUGGGUCAUGGAGCAUUGGGAGAUUCAACUUCAGGCUGGUGCGGAAUUUCUUGGAAAACCUGGUCACAGCAUUCAACGUGGGCUCAGAGAAGACACGAAUUGGAUUGGCACAGUACAGUGGGGACCCCAGAAUAGAGUGGCACUUGAAUGCCUUUAACACCAAAGAUGAAGUGAUUGAUGCUGUCCGAAGCCUUCCCUACAAAGGAGGGAACACUCUAACAGGUCUUGCUCUGAACUUCAUUUUUGAGAAUAGCUUUAAACCAGAAGCAGGAUCAAGGAGUGGGGUUUCCAAGAUCGGCAUUUUAAUCACAGAUGGAAAAUCCCAAGAUGAUAUUAUCCCACCCUCUAGAAACCUCCGUGAAUCUGGUGUAGAGCUGUUUGCGAUAGGGGUUAAAAAUGCUGACCUGAAUGAGCUGCAGGAGAUCGCCUCUGAGCCGGACAGCACUCACGUAUACAAUGUUGCUGAAUUCGACCUGAUGCACACGGUAGUGGAGAGCCUGACCAGGACUGUGUGCUCCAGAGUAGAAGAGCAAGACAAGGAGAUUAAAGCCUCAGCCCUUGCUACUAUUGGGCCACCUACCGAGCUGAUUACUUCCGAAGUCACUGCCAGGAGCUUUAUGGUUAACUGGACUCACACCUCAGGAAAAGUGCAAAAAUACCGGGUUGUGUAUUACCCGACCCGAGGUGGAAAACCAGAGGAGGUGGUGGUGGAUGGAAGUGUAUCUUCGAUUGUGUUGAAAAACCUGAUGUCUUCAACCGAAUACCAGAUAGCAGUGUUUGCGGUAUCUGCGCACACAGCUAGUGAAGGCCUGCGGGGAACAGAAACCACACUGGCCUUACCCAUGGCUUCCGACCUGGAGCUGUACGAUGUGACUGAGAACAGCAUGCGAGUCAGGUGGGAUGCGGUGCCAGGCGCCACGGGAUAUCUGAUCCUCUACGCCCCUCUCACUGAAGGUCUGGCGGGAGAUGAGAAAGAGAUGAAAAUCGGAGAGACCCACACAGACAUUGAACUGAGUGGGCUGUUCCCCAAUACAGAAUACACGGUCACUGUAUACGCCAUGUUUGGAGAAGAGGCCAGCGAUCCCGCUACAGGACAAGAGACAACCUUACCCUUAACCCCACCAAGAAAUUUGAGAAUCUCCAAUGUUGGCUCCAAUAGUGCUCGGUUAACCUGGGAUCCCACAUCAAGAAAGAUCAACGGUUACAGAAUUGUGUAUACCAGUGCAGAUGGGACAGAAAUCAAUGAGGUUGAAGUUGACCCCAUCACUACGUUCCCUCUGAAAGGCUUGACCCCCCUCACGGACUACUCUGUUGCCAUUUUCUCCAUCUAUGAGGAGGGGCAGUCCCUGCCUCUCGUUGGAGAGUUUACUACAGAGGAAGUUCCCGCCCAGCAAUACUUGGAAAUUGAUGAGGUGAAGACAGACAGUUUUCGAGUCACCUGGCACCCACUCUCGGCUGAGGAAGGGCAGCACAAGCUGAUGUGGAUUCCAGUCUAUGGCGGGAAGACCCAGGAGGUUGCCCUAAAGGAAGAGCAGGACUCCUACGUGAUUGAAGGCCUGGAUCCUGGAACUGAGUAUGAAGUCUCACUGUUAGCUGUCCUCGAUGAUGGGAGUGAGAGUGAGGUGGUGACUGCUGUUGGGACCACACUUGAUGAUUUUUGGACAGAAACACCCUCAACUGUAGAACCUACCAGCCCUGUGACUUCAGUUCUCCAGACAGGAAUCAGAAACCUGGUUGUAGAUGACGAAACUGCUACUAGCCUGCGGGUCACGUGGGACAUUUCUGACAGCAAUGUGGAGCAGUUUAGGGUGACCUACCUGACAGCCCAAGGGGACCCUAUGGAAGAAGUGGUAGGAACGAUUAUGGUGCCUGGAAUGCAAAACAAUAUCCUGCUGAAGACUCUAAUUCCAGACACUGAAUACAAAGUCACAGUGACUCCCAUCUACACCACGGGAGAAGGUGUCAGCGUCUCUGCCCCUGGGAGAACUUUGCCAUCCUCUGGUCCUCAGAACUUACAGGUCUCAGAAGAAUGGUACAACAGAUUGCGCAUCACAUGGGACCCACCAUCUGCCCCCGUGAAGGGCUAUAGGAUUGUCUACAAACCUGUGAGCGGUCACGGUCAAACUCUGGAGACUUUCGUGGGUGCUGACAUUAACACCAUUGUUAUCACAAACCUCCUCAGUGGAAUGGACUACAACGUGAAGAUAUUUGCUUCCCAGGCCACAGGCUUCAGCGAUGCUCUGACUGGCCUCGUGAGAACACUGUUCCUGGGUGUGACAGAUCUCCAAGCCAAUCAGGUUGAAACAACAAGCUUGUGUGCUCGGUGGCAAAUACAUCGCCAUGCCACAGCCUAUAGGAUAGUUCUAGAAUCCCUUCAGGAUACACAAACACAAGAAUCCACCUUAGGAGGAGGUGUAAACAGGCAUUGCUUCUAUGGACUUCAGCCAGAUUCCGAAUAUAAAAUCAGUGUUUACACAAAGCUCCAGGAGAUUGAGGGACCAAGUGUGAGCAUCCUGCAAAGAACACAACCACCUCCCACGGAACCACCGACAUUCCCUCCAACCAUUCCACCAGCAAAGGAAGUAUGUAAAGCUGCCAAGGCAGACCUAGUAUUCAUGGUGGAUGGAUCCUGGAGUAUUGGAGAUGACAAUUUCAAUAAGAUCAUCAAUUUUCUGUAUAGCACUGUGGGAGCCCUGGACAAGAUUGGUGCAGAUGGAACUCAGGUGGCGAUGGUCCAGUUCACUGAUGACCCCAGAACAGAAUUCAAACUCGAUGCUUACAAAACCAAGGAGACACUUCUUGAUGCAAUCAGACACAUUUCCUACAAAGGAGGAAAUACUAAAACAGGGAAAGCUAUCAAGCACGUUCGAGAUACCUUAUUCACUGUAGAGUCAGGCACGAGGAGAGGCAUCCCGAAAGUUAUCGUGGUUAUAACUGAUGGGAGAUCACAAGAUGACGUCAACAAAAUCUCCAGGGAGAUGCAGGCCGAUGGAUACAACAUCUUUGCCAUUGGUGUGGCCGACGCCGAUUACUCAGAGUUGGUUCGGAUCGGCAGCAAACCCAGCUCACGUCACGUCUUCUUUGUGGAUGACUUCGAUGCCUUCAAGAAAAUUGAGGAUGAACUGAUUACUUUUGUCUGCGAAACCGCAUCAGCAACCUGCCCAAUGGUGCACAAGGAUGGAGUCGAUCUUGCAGGAUUUAAGAUGAUGGAAAUGUUCGGUUUGGUUGAAAAGGAUUUUUCUGCAGUAGAAGGAGUUUCUAUGGAACCUGGCACCUUCAAUUUGUUCCCGUGUUACCAAAUCCACAAAGAUGCUCUGGUUUCCCAACCAACCAAAUAUCUGCAUCCAGAAGGACUGCCUUCUGACUAUACAAUGACUUUCCUGUUCCGGAUUCUUCCUGACACUCCACAGGAGCCAUUUGCUCUCUGGGAGAUUUUAAAUAAAAAUUCUGACCCACUGGUUGGCAUCAUUUUAGACAAUGGUGGGAAAACUCUAACUUAUUUCAACUAUGACUAUACUGGAGAUUUUCAAACUGUCACUUUUGAAGGACCUGACAUCAGGAAAAUGUUCUAUGGGAGCUUUCACAAGCUCCAUGUUGUUAUCAGCAAGACUUUGGCCAAAGUGGUUGUUGACUGUAAGGAAGUGGGCCAGAAGGCAAUCAACGCAUCGGCGAAUAUCACAUCGGAUGGUGUGGAAGUACUGGGGAGAAUGGUCAGAUCAAGAGGACCCAACGGAAACUCUGCACCAUUCCAGUUACAGAUGUUUGAUAUCAUUUGCUCUACAUCAUGGGCCAGUAAAGACAGAUGCUGUGAACUUCCCGGCCUGAGGGAUGAAGAGUCCUGCCCAGACCUUCCACGUUCCUGCUCUUGCUCAGAAGCUAACGAAGUGGCUCUAGGACCAGCUGGUCCCCCAGGUGGUCCAGGACUCCGAGGACCCAAAGGCCAACAAGGUGAACAGGGUCCGAAGGGACCAGAGGGCCCUCGGGGAGAAACAGGUCCUGCAGGACCCCAGGGCCCCCCUGGACCUCAAGGACCCAGUGGUCUGUCCAUUCAAGGCAUGCCUGGUAUGCCAGGUGACAAAGGAGAUAAAGGAGAUGCUGGCCUUCCUGGCCCACAGGGUGUCCCUGGAGGUGUGGGUUCACCAGGACGUGAUGGCUCUCCAGGCCAGAGGGGAUUUCCUGGAAAGGACGGUUCCGCUGGUCCGCCAGGGCCACCUGGUCCAAUCGGCAUUCCUGGAGCUCCUGGUGUCCCAGGGAUCACGGGCAGCAUGGGACCACAAGGAUCCUUGGGGCCACCUGGUGUCCCUGGACCAAAGGGAGAGCGAGGUGAACGAGGAGACCUGCAGUCCCAAGCCAUGGUGAGGGCAGUGGCACGUCAAGUAUGCGAGCAGCUCAUCCAGAGUCAUAUGGCCAGGUACACAGCCAUCCUCAACCAGAUCCCCAGCCAUUCCACAUCCAUCCGGACCAUCCAGGGUCCACCUGGGGAGCCUGGGAGACCAGGUUCACCUGGGACCCCUGGAGACCAAGGACCUCCAGGUGCUCCAGGCUUCCCAGGAAAUGCAGGUGUGCCAGGGACCCCAGGAGAACGAGGUCUAACUGGUCUCAAAGGAGAAAAAGGAAAUCCAGGCAUUGGAACUCAAGGCCCAAGAGGUCCCCCUGGUCCAGCAGGACCUUCAGGAGAAAGUCGUCCUGGCAGUCCAGGGCCACCUGGCUCUCCUGGACCAAGGGGUCCCCCAGGCCACCUCGGAGUACCUGGACCACAGGGUCCUUCUGGCCAGCCUGGAUAUUGUGACCCCUCAUCAUGUUCUGCCUACGGUGUUGGAGUGUCCCAUCCGGAUCAGCCUGAGUUCACACCGGUCCAGGAUGAGCAGGAGGCCAUGGAUCUGUGGAGCUUGAGCAUCUGAUGGCCUCAGGAGACAUUUGAAGAGCAGUGGCGGGCCCUCUUCUGGAGCUUUACUUACAAAAUGUUGUCAUGUGGUUUGUAUGCUACUUUGCAGGGGGAGGCAAGGCUCAUGUCAUCAGCCGAUAUUUCCUCUAUAGAUAUCAUUAAUUAUUGUUUUAAAAAACUGUAUUUUUAAACCAUCCCUUUUUUUGUGACACUGUUGAAAUUUUGUCCCUUUGCUGUUUUAAUUGCAUGCCAGAUAAUUCGGCCUUUUUCCAAAGAAGGGUGCUGAGAGAAGAAUUGAAAAGGAGAAGUUGAACCCCAGAAUCUCUUCUCUGUUAGAUCAUUUCAAUUUACAAAAUAUAUAAGAGAUGUGUGGCUGCAUUGGAGGGAAUUGGGGCCCCAGUCAUGAAAGAGUGACUAUGGAGAUUCAUGGUUAAUGUCACUUACCCCAUACCCAGGGCAAUGACCUUGCUGAUAAUUAAAAUACCACCAUCAUUGAGGAAACUACCUCUUUUUUUUGUUUAAAAUAAUUGGUUCAAUUCUUAGAUCACUCAGUAACUGGUUUCGCGGGUAUUCAGAAAUAAAAGCUAGAAUAUAGCCUUUUUGGAUUUGAUAAUUUAAAAAAAUAGAUUGUUUUCCAAUAGUUUUUGAUCCAUGUAAAAUAAUGACUUCCUACCAACUCCAAUACAAAAGAGACCCUUUUUAUUAAAUGAAUAAUUUGUCCAGCAGUGUGUUUCGGGGCUUGCCUCCCCUUGACUACAGGGAUUGCUUUGUAAAUGCAGAUAUGUUUUUGAAGACUUGUUUUUAUUCUUUUUUAUAAGCAAAUAAAAAACUUAAAACAAUAUGUGUGGAUUCUUUUUAUUGUACUUCUGAAUGGCACCUUCAACUUUGGUAGUUUUAGUUGAGUGUCCACCUGAAAAGGAACAGCUCUGGUCCUAUAGGUAAGCUUCUAACUGUCACUCCUUCAUCCCUUCAUCUUCAGUGGAGUAGAAAGCUUGAAUUCAAAGUAGAAAGUCCACCAGAACUGAUGGACUUCACACAGAGUGCCUGGCAUCAUUUUAAUAUCAUAUAAUUUACCAGGCAGCGAAAGCACCAUAAAUGUACCAGUUCUGCUCAAUAACAUAGUGAUUGACCAAAGAACUCUUCUGUCUUCUAGUAUUAAGACAUUCCUAAAAACCUCUAGAAUAGUGGUUCUCAACCUUCCUAAUGUUGCAACCCUUUAAUACACUUUCUCAUGUUGUGCUGACCCCCAUCUAUAAAAUUAUUUUCAUUGCUACUUCAUAACCAUAAUUUUGCUACUAUUAUAUUCACUUCUGAUAGUCUUAGGUGACCCCUGUGAAAAGUUUAUUCAACUCCCCCUCCCCAAAAAGGGGGUUGCAACCCACUGGUUGAGAACAUCUGCUCUAGAUGGUAAAGAAGAAAUUAAACUGAAUCCCACAUACUCUAGCCCUUAAAUUAGAACUUCUCUUUUCUUCUUUUGAAGGAAAAUCAAAGUAUUAAAAAAUAUUUGAUUUUUGUCUUAGUAAGAGUUUCACAUCAGGACCACAGCAACUCUUACAAAGGAAAACAUUCAAUUGGACGGCUUGCAGUUUCAGAGGUUUAGUCCAUUAUGUUCAUUGUGGGGAGCAUGGCAGGGGGCAGGCAGACAUGGUGCUGUAGAAGGAGUUGAGAGUAGAGAAGGAGCUACAUCUUGAUCCCACAGGCAGCAGGGAGUGGUCUGAGAUGAUGGAUGUGGUUUGAGCAUAUAUGAGAUCUCAAAGCUCACCUCCACAGCGACACAUUUCCUCCAACAAGGCCACACCUACUGCAGCAAGGCCACGCCUCCUAAUAGUGCUACUCCUUUUGGGGACCAUUUUCUUUCAAACCACCACAAGUUCUACUAUUUGCUGGUUGAAAUUAGGAAAGAAAACCAUAUCUUUCUGUGAGUUGCCUGACCCUGCUAACAACCAUUUUAAGAAAGCUGGAUGUCUUUGCUGUGGGAUGUCUUUCUGUACACUGUGAGAUGUCUUUCUGUAAGCUGUGAAUAUAUGUGUUGCUCCCACUGGCUAAUAAAGAAAGCAGCUUUGGCCUGUGGCAAGGAAGCUUAGAGGCAGGUAGAAAAUCCAAGCAGAGACGAGAGAGAGAAGAAGGGCGGAGUCAGGGAAGACACCAGCCUGCCACCUAAGGAGUGACAUGUAACAGGUAAAGCCAUGGAACACAUGUCAAUACAUAGAUUAAUAGAGAUGGGUUGAAUUCAGUUAUAAGAGCUAGCUAGCAAGAAGCUUGAGCCAUAAGCCAUAAAGUUUGUAAUUAAUAUCAUGCCUCAGAAUAAUUAUUUUAUAAGCAGCUGCGGGACCACCAGUGGAAGAUAUUCAUCCCAACCUUGGGGCUGAGUGGGACCGGAGAAAUUUCCGGCUACGUGUCUUCAUUUACAACCAAAUGUAGGUUCUGUCUGGAUCAGGAAAAAGCUCGUGAGAAGCAGAGUGUUUGUUCGGUCACAACAUUUUCUUACCCUCUGUCCUCCUGAGAACCCCAUCACUUCCUUUGGUUUCUGUCACUAGAGAGAAGAAAUCUCCUUAAUAACAAAGGAUUCAACAGCAGCUUUAUGUGUGUGCCUCUGAGGACCCAGGCAAAUAGCUUUCUGGUAUAAAGGAAGAUGUUAAGUGAGCAAGUAGCCUAUAUCCAUCUUUAAGCCCUAGCUGAAAUUUACUGCAGAAAAAUAGGACCAGUGAGGAAGAGGAAUGCUUGAUAGCACACAGUAAAUCCACAUAGUCUGACCUAGAAUCCCGUGGGAGAACUCCUCCAACUUAUGUAACUGGGAAGGUGACACAUUGCUCCAUGACAGUUCUCUUUCAGGUUUCUCAGUCUGGGACAUUAAAUGGCAACUAUCAAGAUGGAUGUUCUGUAUGUUUUAGAUGAGUUAGGUGAGAACAAAUGUCUAAUACAGUGUCACUGCAAAGACCCAGUUUUUAUGGAUGAUGAAACCAUUAGAGGCUCCAAUCCAUUCUCGCCAUUCUUGGCUUUGAUUUUGCUUGGUGAUCUGAAUCCGCUUAUGUAAGCAACAGCAAGUCUCAUUUGCUUAGCGUGUGUCACCGCUUGGACCCAGUAUAUCAGCUUUAUAUUGAGUGAAAUGUUCAGAAUAAAAUGUGUAACUCGCCGGGCGGUGGUGGCGCACGCCUUUAAUCCCAGCACUCGGGAGGCAGAGCCAGGCGGAUCUCUGUGAGUUCGAGGCCAGCCUGGGCUACCAAGUGAGUUCCAGGAAAAGGCGCAAAGCUACACAGAGAAACCCUGUCUCG
Molecule: messenger RNA, 8868 nt
Organism: Peromyscus californicus insignis
Lineage: Eukaryota; Metazoa; Chordata; Mammalia; Rodentia; Cricetidae
Gene: Col14a1
Product: collagen type XIV alpha 1 chain
Cellular component (GO): interstitial matrix
Molecular function (GO): protein binding
Source: RefSeq, a predicted model, not a curated record